GACAGCCCGUUUGGGAUCUACAAUAUUCCCUAUGGGAUAUACAGUGUUCCGGGACAAACACCCAGAGCUGCCACGGCUGUCGGAGACUAUGUCCUCGAUCUUGAUACUUUAGUUCAGCGCGGGAUGCUUGCAGAUCCGAAGCUGACACAGUCGUUGGAUGGUGUUUUCCUAAAGCCGUAUCUCAACGACUUCGCAGCGCUUCCGCUCUCUGAUCGCCAGGCGGUUCGCCAGGCUAUCGUUCAUCAUCUUACGAGCGCCGACUCUCCGAUUUUCAAUGACGUGGAAUUUCAAAAAAAGGCUUUCAUUCCAAUUCGGGAGGUUAAAAUGCACCUACCCAUGCGUUCGACCGACUACACCGAUUUCUACUCUUCGCUGGUGCACGCUGAUAAAGCCGGAAAAGCUAUGAAUAUUCCCAUUCCACCCGCAUUCUAUGAAUAUCCCAUGGCCUACAAUGGGCGCGUUUCUUCCGUUGCAGUAUCCGGAACAGAUGUCAUCCGCCCUAAGGGCUUCUUCCUCCGCAAUCCCGGUGACAAGCACGUCGAGUAUCAAGCUUCCCGAGAGCUUGACUUUGAAGUUGAAGUGGGAUGUUUCGUCUCGACCCCCGUGGCACUAGGCAACGUGGUCUCUGCGAGAAAUGCGUGGGCACAUGUCUUUGGUUACGUCCUGCUGAACGACUGGUCUGCACGGGACACGCAAAAGUACGAAAUGCAUCCGUUCGGACCGUUGCACUCCAAGAGCUUUCUCACUAGUAUUUCGCCUUGGGUCGUUACUCCAGACGCGCUUCGUGGUAGUCUUGCUCGUCCAGUAGCAUCUAACAACUCCGAGUUGGCGAGCUAUCUUAAGAAUGAUCCUGAUAACCACGCCGGUUACGAUAUUGAAUUGUCGGUGACAUUGUCUCGGAAACGAUCAAAUCCAGUAAAAAUCGUACAGUCAAACCUGACAGACGCACACUGGGACUCACUGCAGAUGAUCGCCUACCAAUCGUCUAGUGGCUGUGGGCUCAACACGGGCGACCUCCUAGGCUCUGGUACAACCUCUUCUCCUACACCCGAAUCGAGUGACCCCAGAACUCCUUCUGGAUGCGGCUGUCUCUUCGAGGCCAAUGCCUGCAAGGAGCCCCUGCCAACUGUCGCUAAUGAGGAGAUAACUUGGCUGGAAGACGGGGACGACGUAACGAUGGAAGGCUGGUUUACUACUGCCGAUGGGAAAAGGGCUGGGUUUGGCCCUUUGAGUGGAUUGGUGCAACCGGCGUGGGAGGCGAAGAUUUGA
This is a messenger RNA of Talaromyces rugulosus, 1269 nucleotides long. RefSeq lists its product as uncharacterized. The record is from RefSeq and is a predicted model, not a curated record. Gene Ontology annotation, molecular function: fumarylacetoacetase activity. Gene Ontology annotation, biological process: L-phenylalanine catabolic process; homogentisate catabolic process; L-tyrosine catabolic process. Lineage: Eukaryota; Fungi; Ascomycota; Eurotiomycetes; Eurotiales; Trichocomaceae. The annotation marks the transcript as partial. The transcript is spliced from 6 exons.